AGAGAAUUGUGGCGGACCUGUUUUUUUGAUUCUUCUCAUUUUUUUUCUCUAGAUUUGUAUUUACCUGCUCUUUACGAUGGAGACAGCGGUGUCACUGGUGGGUGCCGCUGCCUCUCCCCUCACGCAGCUGUCCAACGCCGUGGAUCUCCCCUCGGCGGCCGCUUCAGGCGAUAAUGAGGAGACGCACCGACACAAGGGAGGUGCCCUGCACGAUCGACUGCUGGUCCACCAUCAUGAGGCCAUCGAGAAGUUUAAGGCUGCAGCGCGGCAAUACAACCACGAAGUUGAUGGAGCUCAGCAAGAGCGAAUUGAGGCGCUGCACAGGACGAUAGCGGAGAGCCACAGGGCAACCGCGGCGCUGCUUGCGGCGGAGGAGCGGCAACUCGCGGAGUGCGUCAGCGAAUGGCAAGUACAUGAAGAUGCAGUACAGCGCGCCGCUCCGGACGACAUCCUGCCCCUGUACACCGAUCUCUACCACCCCACACCGGACGAGCACGGGCGAGCGAAGGCGCUGCACCUCAUGAAGCACGACCGGCUGCGCAUUGUGCUUCACUUCGUCAACUUACACGACCAUUAUGAAGCGCGCAUGGCCGCCAUCGAGGAGUUCUUUCGUGCGAUGGAGGACGCCGAGGAUGCGCGGCGGGCACACAUCCAGAACGCGGUGCGGGACCUCAUGGCGAGCCUCACGAGAAUUGCGGUGACGAGCACGACAGAGUCGCAGGUGCUGGCGCAGCGCAUCCUGCACCACACAAACGAGCAGCUUGGACAAAACCAUCUCGCCAAGCAGACGCUCGCCACUCAGCUGCGCCAACGUGAGUUAUUGAAGCACCAACAAUAUCAGAACGCCCUCGCCGUCGUGUAUCGCGGCACGCAGCAGCACAUGGCGAAGCGACACAUCACGUGGACCGUGACGGUGCUGCGCUCCAAGGUGUUCCGUCGACCGGAGGGGAGGAUGCAGUCGGUGCACGCCGCCGGGCAACUCAUCGCCUCCAUCCGCAAAGAGGCGGAGGAGCUCGUACGCGGUCUGACCGACGUCGUCACCUCGCUCCGUGUCGCCCAGCCGAGCACCGUUACGGCGGAUUCGCAGGUGUGCGGCGGCAGCGGCCCCAACGGCUGGUUACGCAGCUUCCAGUCCAGCGUGCAUCAGCCGGACGUCUUUGCCGGUGAGGACCCCCGCGCGGUGUUGGAGGAGGCGCGGAUGCGGGCGAGCGUCCUCUUGCGCCACUGCCGUGCCCGCUGCGACGACUUCAACGUGCGUCUGCGCGCCGAGGAGGACGCACGGGCACAGGCGGCCGCCACGUUGGCCGCUCAUGCCUGCGAUGACAUCGCCGUCAUCGCCGCGCCGCUCAACGAGGAGAUCGCGUUGCUGCGUAGAGCAUCGUUUGCGCAGGAGGGCGUCGCCGCUGACGGCAGCGAUGCGGACGGCGUAGCGGCUGUUGAUGCCCCCCUGCGUUCCCUUACGCAGCCGCAUUCCGAUGUGCUCCGCAUAAAGGAGACGACGUCAGACACCCCGACGUGGUCGCAGUGUGUGCCCGCUAUUGUCCACGAAGGGCAUUGGUUUGCGCGGGUGGUCUCGCGUGGGCUACUGAACGGCUGCCAGCUCUUCUUUGCCUACACAACGACCUCAAACAGCAGCAUGCUGGUGCACCUAGAAGGUGCCACCGACCUCGUCUGCACCUCGGCCACCACACUGCUUGGUGCCAUACGCGCCUCCUACGUGCAGUGGCAUGAAAACGAAAUGGACUACCAGGACUCCAUCGCAGCGCUGGAGCAGCAGCUGCAUACCUUAGAGGAGCAGCUGCGGCAGGAUGAGACGCCCGCAGCGGCGGCGGCCCGAUAUGCAGCCGGCAUCGCCGCUCUGCAGUCCAUCGCAGACGCACACACGCGCUACUACGAAGAUGUGCGAGACCGCAUCGCGACGGCGACAUCCGCCGUGCUGCAGGUUGGCCAAGGCUGUGUGCGGGAGUUCAGCGCACAGCUGGGGCUUGCUCUGGCUCCUCUCCUAGCAGAAGAAGAGGAAGCGGCGGUGGAGAGGGAGGAGGAAGAGGAGGAGGAGAGCGUCCCUGCAAUGGCCGCACACGCCCCAGCAAAACAGCGCGGUCUCGCGGACUCCCUGCGUCGCAUGAGCACCCGCAACAGCUUCCUCACCGGCGCCGCCGCUGCCACCGCACCGCGUCGUGGGAGUGCGUCGGCGGCGGUGGAAGAGAAGGACACGCAGCCACGGAUGUCGGCCGGCGGCGGCGAAGAAUUUAUUGUGGAGACCCCCCACUUCCGCUUCGCCUGCAUGGUGCAGCGUGGCCAAGGUGGGGACGCCAAUGAAGCGGAUUUGCCCACACAAGACGAGAAGAGUGAAGGGCAGGACGCAGGAGAGGCGGUGGCCACGGUGCCUGAUCCACAGCCCGGGGCGCCGUUUCAGGAGUUCUACAUGGGUCUGCUGCCGGAGCUGCAGCCUGGCCAAGGGCCUCUGUUUCUCACGCAGACGGAGGUGCAGGGCUGGAACAAACUUCUUCGGCAGGUGCUGCUAGAGUGGAGUCUUCAGCUGCAGCGACAGGCAGGGGAGAACUGGCGGCUGUACACGGCGGCGCUGCUCGCGGAUGUGCAGCGCCGCGUGACGGACGUCCUUCGCCACCACCGGCGCCGCCCUGCCACGCUGCAGGCCGACAUCUACGAGGCCCGCGUGCGCGAGUUGGCAGACCUCAAGAACAAAGGCGAGAAGUUGCUGGCGCGUAUUGCGGAGCGGGUAUCGCGCGUGCACACGCUGCAGCAGGCCUUCCUUUCCCAACCCGCACGCAGCGCCUCCGACCGCGCCCUUUCGGAGGAGCGCGGGACGCUGCUGGAGACGGUGCGUGUGGUCAGUUCCUCCAACGCCAUGAAGGCCGCCAUCCACCGCCACGACACGCUCUGUGCACAGUACAGCGCCGCCCUCGCCGACCGCUGCGCCGAGGCCACCCAACAACUGGAGCGAGCGCGGGACGCAAUUGAGGCGGAGUGCGCGCAGAUCCUACGCGACCGCGCCGUGGAACUGAGCGGCGGCGAUGCGGCCACUCAACUGCCCGACGACGACCCAAUUCAGCUGCGUGUGGUGCACCUGCGGUCGCAGAUGCAAGAUACCCUGACGGAGUCGACAACAGCGAUGGAGGCGCAGCGCAGCAGUCGCACCAGUGAGGUGCAGACAUGGAAAGAUGAGUGGGCCACCGUGGUCGAGCAGAGCACCGCGGAGCAGGAACUCUUUCAGGGUGUGCAGGAAACUCUAUCUCGGCUGCGCGCGAGCGUGCAGACGCUGCUGUCGGCCUCCGCCACGGAGGAAGCGGCGUUGGCGGCUGGAGUGGCCAAGGCAGCGGAGGAAUCGGCAAAGGUGCAAUCGACGAGCACCUACGACCUCGCCGCCUCCCUGCAGGCACUGCUGCGGCCUGACGCGGCGGCAAGUGCGUCCACAAGCCGCACCGCCGGCGUGGAGGACGUGCUCUGUGCAGAGGAGGUGGAGAGGGGUGCGGUGCGCGCGCUCGAGGUGGCGCAGGCGGAACAGCGCGAACGCGUCCGUAGCGCGCCGGUCUGCGGUGUGUUGGCUGCGCUGGACGAUCUCCGCCUGCCGCUGUACAAUCGCGGGUGCCGGCUCGGCGUGCUGGCCUACGCAGUGGAGAUGUGGCGCAUGUCGCCAGCGCAUUAUUUGCUGCCGCAGGUGCUGAGCGGCGAGAGCGUCAGCGACGGCCCCAGCCGUGCCAACAGCGCCAGCGGACCGGGCAGUGCGCGUGGCAACCGACGCGCGAAGGCCGCCGUGAGUGCGCAGAGUGCUGCGGUCACCGCAUCUAUGGGUCACACGCUGAUGCCCCUGCCCACCGCACCCACGCUGAUGGCGCAAGUGGCGCAGUGGACAGCGGAGCUGAAAAGCAACGUCGAGAUCGUUGUCCGACAGCACAUGGAGGCGCACCCGGGCUCUUUGCACCGCCGUCUCCCAGGCAUGGCGGACGGUACCGAAGCGAGUUUGUUGUCAUCGGUGUGCACGCUCUGUCAGGCGCAGGAAGACCGCGUGCGCGCCCACGUCGACAGGGCAGGCCCGACCUACCGUCAGCACGUCCAGGAGCUGUGGAACACGCUGCAGGACACGCCGGUGCUGCUGGCGGCGACGCUGGAGACCGAGGCGGCGGUGGCCGCCUUCACGCGCGUGGAGAGCGUCGUGCGUCCGUGGCUGCGCUUUUACGCGCAGAGCGCGCAGCAGUGGCAGCGGCACCGCGGUUCGGCGAAGCUGUCCCUGGCCAGCCAGCUCAACUCUACGGUGCUCACGACGCUGACGCAGGCGGAGGCGGAACGCUCUGCUGUCACUGAUCGAGUACUGCAGCAGUCUUGGUCGUCGGCGCUGCGGGAGCUGCAGGACGAGGCCGGUCUGCACGUCGCCCGCUGCUGGACGGCGCUGUACACUUACCUGCACCUCCUCAGCGGCCUCGUCACGCCGCAGCACCUCGUCUCCACGGCGCAGGUGGUGGAGAGCGGUCAGCACCGCGGACUGCGGCACCUCUUGGAGCUCCGCGCCCAGCGUGAGCGGGCCGCCGCCGUUAUGGACUCCUCCGCGGUGGUGAAGCGAGACCCGCGCCUGCAGGAGACGAUGCCGCUGCACCGCGCCGAUCAGGCAGGCACCGCCAGUGGCAGCAGGCGUCACGCCAGCAAAGCUGCGGACAAGUCCAACGCGAGUGCAAAGGACACCAACGGUGCCUCGGGGUUGACACCGCUGCCGUGGGGAGAGGUGGAGCUGCCCGGACUGCCGCUGAACGCGUGCGCUCCGCUGACGCAGUACAAUGCGAGCCACCCGCAGGCGGUGGUGCCGGCGCCUGCCGCGGCCACCCUCUACGUGCCCUCGGCCGCUGCCGGGGCUGUGCAAAGCGGCAAGGCGGCUCCGCAGAGCACUCGGCGGCAAAAUGCAAACGCCGCCGCCUCUGGAAGCAGCGGGCGCAAAGGUCACCCUUCCAACUCGCCGGACCCGGCCGCAACCCGCGCGGCGGCGGCGGCGGCGGCAGUGGUGGCGGCGCCCGUCAACACAGUGGAGCUUUCUAUUCCGCUGGUGGUGCCGCGCUUCCCGCUUUCACUGGAAUGCGUGCAGCUGCUGCGCUCCGUCGUCCGCAGCGUCGCCGAGGACGACAACGAGGCGGCACAGGUCGUCACGGAGGCCUUCACCUCGUGGGAGCGGCACGAGGCGCAGCUGCGGCAGACAUGGGCGCUGACCCUCGCCGAGCUCGCCUCGGACCAUCCGUAG
This is a messenger RNA of Leptomonas pyrrhocoris, 5245 nucleotides long. RefSeq lists its product as hypothetical. Lineage: Eukaryota; Euglenozoa; Kinetoplastea; Trypanosomatida; Trypanosomatidae. Bases 77 to 5245 code for a protein of 1722 amino acids. The record is from RefSeq and is a predicted model, not a curated record. The transcript has a single exon.